AAAAAUUAUUUACAUCUUUGAAACACACUCACUAUCAUCAAGACAAUAUGGCUGAUGCGACGGAGAAAGCCGAACACGACCGUAUUUUCAAGAAAUUUGAUGCAAACGGCGACGGAAAAAUUUCAGCAGCCGAACUAGAAGAAGCUCUUAAGACACUUGGUUCGGUAAGUCCUGAUGACGUGAAACGUAUGAUGGCUGAGAUCGAUACUGAUGGCGAUGGAAACAUAUCGUAUCAAGAAUUCACCGAUUUUGCUGGUGCAAAUCGUGGACUUAUGAAGGAUGUUGCCAAAAUUUUCUAAAAUGUAGUUGCCAUCCUUUUUUAUUUAAUUUGAAAUGUCUGAAUUUUUGUUUUUUUACAUAUUGAAAGAUUUGGUUCAAAGCAUCGUAUAAUUUUCCUUUUGUUAUU
Capsella rubella is the source of this 406-nucleotide messenger RNA. RefSeq names its product probable calcium-binding protein CML29. The record is from RefSeq and is a predicted model, not a curated record. NCBI's taxonomy places the organism in Eukaryota, Viridiplantae, Streptophyta, Magnoliopsida, Brassicales, Brassicaceae. The transcript has a single exon. Bases 48 to 299 code for a protein of 83 amino acids. Gene Ontology annotation, molecular function: calcium ion binding.